UCAGCUUUAAAUUUGUGUGUUCAUAGUUUGCAGAAGAUCCUGCAAACACUGUAAAAUUGCUCAUAUCUUCAAGUUCUAGGAAAAAUACUGUUCAUUAGUGCUCAGGGGGGAAAAAACAACAAAAAGGUCAGCAACAUGAAUGGAGAUCUUUUCCAAGAAUCCAGGUACAUUGAAGAGAACACUUCCCAGAAUGAUGCAAUCUCUCUGAUUUUUUCCCUCAAAGAAGAAGUUGGAGCUUUGGCCAAAAUUCUUCGCAUAUUUGAGGAAAAGGGGAUAAACUUGACUCACAUAGAAUCCAGACCUUCCCGGCUGAAUAAAGAUGAAUAUGAAUUUUUCAUUAAUUUGGAGAGCAAGAAUAUUUCUGCCCUUCCAGAUAUCAUCAAGACCUUGAGAGAUGACAUCAGAGCAAAUGUUCAUGAACUUUCACGUGAAAAGAGGAAGGAUGCAGUGCCAUGGUUCCCAAGAUCUAUUCAAGAACUGGACAGAUUUGCCAAUCAGAUCCUCAGCUAUGGAGCAGAACUGGAUGCUGAUCAUCCUGGUUUCAAAGAUCCAGUUUACCGGGCCAGAAGAAAGGAAUUUGCAGACAUAGCAUACAACUAUAGGCAUGGACAACCUAUACCCAGGGUGACUUACACUGAGGAAGAGAAGAAGACAUGGGGGAUAGUCUUUAGGGAGCUGAAGACUCUCUAUCCUACACAUGCUUGCUAUGAACACAACCAUGUUUUUCCACUCCUGGAAAAAUACUGCGGCUACCAAGAAGAUAACAUCCCCCAGCUUGAAGAUGUCUCAAACUUUUUGAAAAGCUGUACUGGAUUUCGUUUACGGCCCGUGGCUGGUCUUCUUUCAUCUCGAGAUUUUUUGGGUGGCUUGGCUUUUAGAGUAUUUCACUCUACACAGUAUAUUCGCCAUUCAUCAAAACCAAUGUAUACACCCGAACCUGAUGUUUGCCAUGAACUCCUAGGACACGUCCCUUUAUUUGCUGACCCCAGUUUUGCUCAGUUUUCUCAAGAGAUUGGGUUGGCUUCUCUAGGAGCUCCAGAUGAUUAUAUUGAGAAACUUGCAACGGUUUACUGGUUCACUGUGGAAUUUGGCCUCUGUAAAGAAGGCAACGCAAUUAAGGCCUACGGUGCUGGACUCUUGUCAUCAUAUGGUGAACUGCAAUAUGCUCUGUCAGAUAAACCUGUCACUGAACCUCUCAUCUUGGAAAAGACUGCAAUCCAAAAAUAUCCAGUUACUGAAUUCCAGCCCGUUUACUACGUAGCUGAAAGUUUUGAAGAUGCAAAACAAAAGUUAAGAAAAUAUGCCUCAAUGAUUUCACGGCCAUUUUCAGUCCGCUACAAUCCAUAUACUGAAAGAAUUGAAGUUUUGGACAAUAUCAAGCAAUUAAAGAAUUUAUCUGAUGCCAUUAGCAAUGAAAUGGAACUUCUUUGCAAUGCUCUCCAGAAGAUAAAGUGAAAGAGAUACUUCCCAGCUCACCUUCCUUCUUUUCUUUCUUUUAAUGAAGUUAAUUUGCCCAUAAUUAACAUAUAAUGCAGAAAAGUAACAAAAUCUAAUAUAUAAUAUGUUUAUAUAUAUCUAUAGACAAAUCCCUCUCCAGUUUUUGAUAUGAUCAUAUAAGUCUCUACAAAAUUAAUAUAAAUAACUCUUUAAGUAGGUCUUUCAGAUAUGAUUUCUAUAUGCUAAGUGUUUAUAUUGUUACAGUAAGGCCUGGUAUAAACCAAUGCACCUUAUAUAAUUGAAAAGGCAAAAUGUAGGAAAAUAGUAGAAAAGAUAAGCAUAUUCAAUUCAUCUUUUAUAUAAGAGCUAUACAUUUUUGAAGUGCAUUUAAUCAAGUGCUUUUAUUCUUUCCAAUCCAAUAUCACAUUGUGAAGCUUAUCAAGACUCUGUUAACAGGGUAACUCUCUGAAAAUGUUAUGGAAGGUGAUAAAAGUUUGUGUAGGAGAAGAAAUGACAUAAGAAAGAGUGAAACUGAAAAUGAUUGCAUAUGGUCAAGGUUUCAGAAAACAUCCCUCCACACAUUUUUUUAAAAUUCCAAUACAUCUCUGGAAAAAAUUCAAGAAGCUACACUUGAACCAUGAAAGUCUUUAUUAAUUUUACUUUUACUUUCUCACACUGCUAAUUAUCUAUGGAUUAGAUAUCAAGAUUAUGUUGAUGUUAGGUAUCAUAUAUUAUUGUAUAAUAAUGUCCAAUAGGUUAAAGAUAAAUAUUUUAAAUUGAUCAACUGGGAUUGUUGUAAAGUUCCAUAGGUAAACUAUGGGGAAAGAGAUAAUUGUGACAUGCAAAAGUCCAGCAUGCUGUGCAAAUAUUUUUUCUUCACUACUCAUGUCCUACCUACAACUCUGUCCAAUUUUACACAUUCUAUUGAUGUAUUUUUGCUGGUAGAACCAUUACAGUGCAGAAUAUUUCUGUGCUGCAUAUGUUGGCAAAUUCAUUUUUUUACAGGGAAAAAUCCAAUUUUUAGUGCUAUCUUUAAAUGUAUAUGGAUUAUUUACAUUUAUCUUCUGAAAAAGAGUAUACAUUGAUACCCUUAUUCAAAUGAUUCAAAUACUAGCUAAUGUAAAGCUAAACAUUUUAAACAAAUAUACUUACAUUUAAGUUCUUCUUUGCUGGCUAAUUUGUAGAAAAUAUUACCAAAAUGUCAAUCAUAUUUUUCUUAAACCAAUAUUUAAAAUAUAUAAUUAUUUCAAAUAAAUACAUUUGCUAUUUUUGUGCAUGGAA
Molecule: messenger RNA, 2718 nt
Organism: Crotalus tigris (Tiger rattlesnake)
Lineage: Eukaryota; Metazoa; Chordata; Lepidosauria; Squamata; Viperidae
Gene: PAH
Product: phenylalanine hydroxylase
Exons: 13
Coding region: 136-1455 (439 amino acids)
Biological process (GO): L-tyrosine biosynthetic process; L-phenylalanine catabolic process
Molecular function (GO): iron ion binding; phenylalanine 4-monooxygenase activity
Source: RefSeq, a predicted model, not a curated record